Messenger RNA from Aptenodytes forsteri (emperor penguin), 4780 nucleotides. RefSeq names its product synaptogyrin 1 (gene SYNGR1). The transcript is spliced from 4 exons. NCBI's taxonomy places the organism in Eukaryota, Metazoa, Chordata, Aves, Sphenisciformes, Spheniscidae. The record is from RefSeq and is a predicted model, not a curated record. The coding region runs from base 1 to 714 and encodes 237 amino acids. Gene Ontology annotation, cellular component: synaptic vesicle membrane; neuromuscular junction.
AUGGUGGCCCUGACAGGUGGACGUGGAGGCCAGGUGGCCAAAUGUUUGGCCCGUGAAAUCCGUGGGGAAGUUUGGAGGGUGUCGACGUACGGCUGCCUCCCUCUCCACCAGGUGUUCUCCAUCGUGGUGUUUGGCUCCAUUGUCAAUGAAGGGUACGUGAACCGCCUGGACGAGACACAAGAGCACUGCAUUUUCAACCGCAAUCACAAUGCCUGCAACUAUGGCAUUACCGUGGGUGUCCUUGCCUUCCUCAGCUGCCUUCUUUACCUGGCUCUAGAUGCCUACUUUCCGCAGAUCAGCAGCGUCAAGGACCGCAAGAAGGCAGUGCUCUCGGACAUCGGAGUUUCGGCCUUUUGGGCAUUCCUCUGGUUCGUUGGCUUCUGCUUUCUGACCAACCAGUGGCAAGCUUCAAAAGAAGAGGACAACCCAAUGAAUGAGGGAGGGGAUGCAGCCCGAGCAGCCAUCACGUUCUCGUUCUUCUCCAUCUUCACCUGGGUGGGCCAGGCAUUCCUGGCGUAUCAGCGUUUCCGGCUGGGUGCCGAUUCGGCCCUCUUCUCCCAGGACUACAUGGACCCAAGCCAGGACUCCGGCAUGCCUUAUGCUCCCUACACGAAUGAGGAGGAUGCUACAGACGCGGUGGGGACGUACCAGCAGCCCCCUCCAGCAGAUGCUUUCGACACCGAGACACAGGGGUACCAAACGCAGAACUACUGAGCCACCGAUGCCCCUUUCCCUUCCCCCUUCCCUUCUGCCCCCUUUCCCACUGCCGGCAGAAAGCCGAGGCACAAACCAGACGUGCGUAGUGGCACAAGAAGUGGCUCUCAGCUAUGCUCCAGCCUUCUGGGUCAUCUGUUUUUAUUUACAGUUUUUAAAAAAGGAAAAAAAAGAAAAAAAGGUUUCCCCAUCACCUCUUCCUCCUCCUCCUCCCCCCAAAACUACCUGCCAGAACCAAAUUCUUCCAAAAUCUGUCACUGCGUUGUGAGAGGAAGGUCCCCCCUUACCUCCUCUCCCUCCUGCCUUGCUGUGGAGGGCAGAGUCUGGCCAGUGAGCAGGAGAGGGGCAACGGCACCAGCAGGGCAGGGGAGAGGGUGCUGGAGGCAGAAGGAAAGGGGUGAGAGGGACCGGGGACAUUCCUAGAAGAGACGGUGUCGCUAAAGGCUGGAGUAGACGUGGGAGCAUCCGAAUCGGGCCAGAGGGUCUGGUGGCUCAGGGAGGGGGACGGUGUUAGAGUCAGCAUGCAGAUGUGCAGGGGUGGAGAGGGGGCUGGAGGGGGGUGGGAAUGAUGUCCCCUGUGCAAAGACUUUUGGGCUUUUUUGUGGGCUUUUCUCUCCCACCCACUAGUGAGGGAGGGGUGCUUUAUUUUUAGAGCGUUUGGGGAGAAGUGGUAUUGGGGGGGGGAGCACAAAGAGAUAAAAUGGGAAGGGAAGGAGGAAGAUUUGCGGGUACAAUCAAAAACCACAGGCACGUCUGUAGGUUACAGCAAGAGACUCGGCAGAGCAGAGGGGCAUGAGAGUCACUCCUUCCCCAGCCCCCUUGGAUUGAGGUGGAGGUGGUUCCCCUCACCUGUACGUCCUGCUCACCAUUCUUCUCAGACCAGUGUUUGGUGAGGCAGGAGGGGAGCCAUGCCCAGUCCCUGACCCCCAGGCGCAGUCCCUGUGGGAGGAAGGAUGGAGGAGGUGGGCUUCUAGGGGGCCCUGAGAGCCCUCAUCCCCAGCUGGGCUGGUUCGAGGGGAGAGGAGAGCUUUGCCAUUUCACCCUGGGCAGGAGGAGGAGAAGAAAGCCAGUUUUGCUCCUCAGGUCCUGCUGAACCCUCUUCCGUUCCUUUGCUACCACAGUGCAAAGCCUCUUGCUGACACCAUCUUUGUAGCACACAGGAAUGGAGCAAGACUCCCCCUGGAAAGAAAUACUGCUGCUGGGAUGGCCAGCACACGUCUGGCUCUUGCACAGGGGUGCAACCAAGCGGGGAAGGGUCCUGCCCCUCACAGCUGUGCUUUGCCUCCCACUCAGAUGUGGAGGAGGUCUUAGUGCGCAGAGAAUUGGUUGGGGCCAGACCGAGCUCUCUGAAAACUGGUCUUGCUGUACUUACCAUAGACUAUACCUUAGUGCGUCUUCUGCAGCAUCUCAAAUCCUGGCUGUCUUUAAAGCCUCACCUAGGUGGCAGUAGUGACUCUCAGAUAGAGCUCGCAUUGACAUCAUUCCACACUCCUCAUCAUUUUGCUUUAGGUAAAGACACGAUUCUGGAAGCACACUGUUUAUUCCAGGAUAGAAGUAAUGUCUAUGCAUGAAGACGGUCCCUAAAGGGAAAUAAUUCAGCAAUAGCCACCUGGACAAUUCUCUCCAGCACAGGCAUAUCUCAGAGUACAAGAAGCAGGGUAGGCCUUGCAGCAGUGAGGAGCUCCAUCCCCCGGGCAGCCACCCUGCCCCAUGCAAUGCUGGCUCCAGUAGCAGAGAUCACGAGCAGAUCCAAAAUCCGUAGGUGCUUCCCUUGAGCGUCCAGCCUAUUCCCUGUAGCACCCUUAGGAGUCAGGAGGAUGGGACACAGUUCUGGCCUGUGGUUUAGUAAACAUCUCAUCUUGGAGGACAUCGAGGUUACCAGUCCUUCCCCUCCUCCCAGCACGACUCCGCUCCAUCUGCCCCACGACGAUAGGGAAGGGGUAGAAAAAUGUAGAGCUGCAGGCCCCAAGAGGGAAGGGGGGGCAGUUGUUCUCUGCUGUAUAUAGGCACCAUUUCUACCUGCUCCUACCAGCAGACUUGUGCUGCCGGUGGCUCUCCCCAUGGCUUGUCCUCCCCAUGGCUUGCCCCACCUUGCUGGUGGUUAACCACUGGUGAGGAUGGGAGAGGGGGACCAGCUAGCCCCGUGGAUGCACCAGGAGGGACUGGGCACACAUCCCUUGCUCUGUGGCCGUGAGUGAAAGCAAUACUGUAAAUAGGAGGGGUAUUUUUUGGAGGGAAGCCCCUCGGGCUUCUUCUUCUGUGGGCUUAGCCUAAUAUUUAGGCUUGGGAGGGGGUUACUUUAUUGAGAGAGGUUCGUUAUGACUGUAGCUGUGGGGGGAGCUCCCUCCAGUCCAUCUCUCCUGCCGGGGGAGAGGAAAGAACGAAUGACGAGGUGGAAGAGGAGCAAAACUAGUUGUACUCACCCAGAUUCAUCUGUGUCAUCCUUCGUGCUUUCGUUUUGGAUGUCUGAAGGGAACCAAGAGGAGGAGGAGGAGGUUAUAAAUAACCAGCCCUCAGCACAAAAAUGUGUUGUACUUUUUGGGAGGAACUGCCCAUCACCUGUCCCCUCUCCUCGGUGAGGGGGUGAGGGACCGGGCGCAUGAGGAGAGGUACGGACCAUACGUGGGGGGGUCUACCUGGGGCUCUGUUUUGGGGUGUAGCACAGAAGCGUCUUACAUGCCCCUUCUCCCAUCAGAGUUAUGUAGAUGGCUGAACACCAUUUGGGGCUGACUAAUGAGCAAGCUUUUCUUUAUCCUCUUUGGCUUGCUUCCCUCAUGUAAGCAGCUGAUGGGCUCUGGUGGGCUGCAGGUAGGAAUGAGCCUCCCCCUCAGAGCCGGCACUUCAGUGAGGGAUGAGCCAGGUGGCUUCAUCCUAGGUUACUGCCCAUCUCUCUGUCCCUUUCCUCCUUCCUUUGUGUCAUAGGAAAGGCAUUGGUGUGGCAGGGGACACUAUAACAGUAGAUACUUGGGCGACUUCUUGCUUUUGCUCAUGGGAGAAGGCAUACUCUCCUUGGGUUGACUUGCUUUUAGCCUUUGCAGUGGAGGGUUGGUGGUGACAGACCUGGGGGUGGGACUCUCCUUGUUUGCAUGUAGCUCUUUAAAAUGCAACUUCCAGUGGCAUUUGGCUAGUUCUGCAGCUGAUGAGAGAUACAGACCUACCCAAAGGGCUGGUUAUCUUAUCUUAGGCACUUCUGAUAAGGUGCUGCCUAUUUCUGGUGAUCGUAGGCAAGACCUGAGCAGCUGGCUGGAACAUGUCCCUUUUAGAUCCUAAACGUGGGUGAGAUCAGCCCCACUCUAGGGAUAAGGAGAUCAGAGGGAAUGCUGCAUAAGCAAAACGAUAAGGUGGCUUUCUUCCCCCUCUGCCAUUUGUCUGGAUUACAGAGGAUUCUACAUCCCCUGUUGGGAGCAACGGCCCCUUGAUGUUUUCUUAUCUUAUGAAGCCCCCAAUUAAGGGACUGUUUUGUGGAAGUAGGGGCUGUGAAGGGCAAAGGGAUGAUGAAACUUUGCCCCAAUUCUACCUGUGGCUUCAGUCUCCUGACGUGUCCCCAUCCCCGGCUCACCCACGUCCCCACCACACUGUUCAUCACCUCAUCACACACCCUUCCCCUCCGCAUUAUUCCUGGCAGUUCCCUCAGGGGAGGAGGCGUCUUUGUCCCUGCACCCUCACAAGCACGUGGGAGGACCUGGGAAGGCAGCGUUGCGGGGUGGUUCCCGCAGGAGUCUCGGCUCCGGUCCCCAGAGCAGGUACAAGGCAAGGAGCCCAGCGAGGCCACCUCAUGCAGCAAGUCCAAACCAUCCAUCCAGACAACUCCCUGCUGCCUGCGUGGCAUCUGUAACACCACCUGGGCUGCCCUGCCCCUUCCCCUGCCGCAUUACUGCCUGUUUAUAGUAUAUAUAUUAUAUAUAUAUUUAAAAAGAUGUAUAAUAUAAAGCUAUACAUAUAUACGUAUAUACGAUGACUCAUGGAUGGCCUGCCGCAUACAGGAUCCCCUGAGUGGUCUUGUCUAAGCCCGAGUGUCCCUUCACCCCUCUUCCCCCUCCGGCCCUCGCCCUUGUCCGUUCCGAAA